CCAGCAGUAGCGAGGAGUACUUUGUGCGGUGAGGUGUUUCAUUAGCGUAGUCAAUAGUUCAUACGAUCGACGACUAUCCGCCGUUGUUGAUAGCUACGAGUCCGGAACGAUACUGCUGCUGCUGAGCGCUGAAACGGUGUGCGAAUUCUUCGGGGUUUUGUUCUUCGCCUGCUGCGGUGAGUCCUUAUUCUCGGGGAUUGUUUUGAGGGAGUUGCAUUGCCCCCGUUCGUUCGCUCGCUCGCUCAUUCGAUUCGUCGUCGUUCGCAUCGCACUCGCUCGCGCGGAAUCGAAGCAAGCCGGUUUUUCGCGAAGGGACUCCAAGGGGGGCCUCCAGCAGAACUUGAACUUGCAAAAAAGCCGGCUUGUUGUCGCGCAGGUUGGACCACUUGCUCGCUCGUCGCUCUCACUGUGCUCGCGAGUUUUGUGCCGGGUUCUCAUGCUUUUUGGUUUUGUGCAUAUGUUUCUUUGGGACGGUAUUCGGCAGGCACAGCCACAGGCCGAUUUGUGUAGAGUGAGUGUUUCAAGAUUUUGGGCAGUAGUGGAGGAAAACGAAAACCCUUGCCGUUCGCGUUGUCGGUCGCUGUUGUAGAGCCUCCUAGCCUUGCCUUGCGCGUAUGCCGGUUGAUCGGAUCUUGCGCAUUUUCGCAUCAGACUUCUCACGCUGCGGACGUGUGAAACCGGUGUGUAGUAGUAGAGAGAGUAGGAGCAGGAGUCCCCAAAAAACACACAGUCUCUGUUUGCAUCAACGAAGGCUGUGCGAAUCUCCGUGCGUGCGUGCGUACGUACGUCAGGCCGUUCGUUCGUGCGUGCAUUGAACACUCCUCUGCUGCAGUUGCGUUGUUGGGAGUGCGUUGAUGAGUGCGAUAAGAAUCGGGAGAUAAACAAUAGAACUCAGUAGGCGAUUUUUCGAUUUGGGAUGAUUUUUUGAGUGAUUCGCGUUCAAGGCCUACUUCGCAACCUAGAUCGGGAUUUUUGUGCAUUGGCCUGCUGAGAGUGGUGAACAGUUAUGCACAACGGGUUUUUGUUGGCACUAUUGUGAUUGGGUUCGCUCAUUGUUUUCCUUGUCAGCGGUAGUGUAUUGUGAAGAAACCUGGGAAGAACCGUUAGGUGAUCUUUGAACCGUAGUGAUUCCAACUGGAAACAAGGACUGUCGAAGAAGCACUCGGAAGAAGAACAGUGUGUCGAGCGAACGUUCCGCCCAAGAAAGAUUUCUGCGAAGCAUAUGUGAAGAGAGAAGUGAUUUUUUACGAAACAACCUGUGAAUAUUCGGUCAAUUUCAGAGAGAAGAUCAAAGGCAGUGAUUCAAAAGUGAUUUCGGGGGUGUCGAUUCUCGGUUUUCGGUUUGAACGGAUCCGGUUUCGUCGGUUGUCUCGGUGUCCGGGCUGCGAGAAACAAUGGACCUACUGUGCACAGAAAGCAUCAAUAGUGUAUCAGAGGUAGGCGGCGAUCAGCUCAACGGCAGUUCCGGACCACAGCAGACACCGAUGGAAGUUCGUCUCAACACGGCAGUGAAGGAUCCCACGUUUCUCGACGAUCGCUGCUUGGAAAAUCUACUGAAAUCAGAGGAACGUCAUGCCUGCCAGCACAGCAACUACUUUGCCACGGUGCAGAAGGACAUCACACCGGACAUGCGCCGGGUUGUCGCAGAAUGGAUAAUCGACCUAUGUGAAGAGCAAAACUGCCAGGAAGAGGUCGCCCUACUCGCACUCAGCUAUAUGGAUCGGUUUCUCAGCUUGAUCCCGAUCCGCAAGACACACCUACAGAUCCUGGCCACGGCUUGCCUCCUGCUGGCGUCCAAACUCCGGGAACCGAACUACAAAGCCCUACCGGUGGAGCUGCUAGUAUUCUACACCGACCACAGUAUCACCAAAAAGGAUCUGAUUCGAUGGGAACUGCUGGUCCUGAGCCGGCUAAAGUGGGACGUCUCCACCGUGACGCCGCUGGACUUUCUGGAACUGUUCCUGUGUCGGCUACCGAUCGAGAACCGAAAGUGUCACGACAUUAGCGUAGAGAAGGUGCGGAAGCACGCGCAGGCCUUCAUCUCCCUAGCGGCGAGAGAACAUUAUUUUUCCAAUUACACUGCCAGCACGGUGGCAGCCUCCAGUAUUGCGGCGUCGCUCAGCGGACUCAAGUGGGACCUGCGCAGCGGCCAAUCGAUUAGCUAUCUAGUGAAUAGGUUUACCGAUCUGACCGGGAUCGAGCAGGAAUUCAUCUGUGAAUGCAUGGACAAAAUGGAGGCGCUCUUCCAGGAGCAGCGCCGCCGAUUACCCCAAUCAAUGCACAUAACCUCGGCGACGGCCACCAUCGUGUCGCAACACCUCCAGCAGCAGCAACAACAACCCUGCGCCAACUUCAAGUGCAGUUCCACGACUCCGACGGACGUCAUCGAGUUGUGAGAAACAGCUCCAAUCUAAUCCAAUCCACUCGCUCCUCAUCCUAAUCGUUUCACGUUAUAAAAGUCUAAAAAAGAGAGUGAGAGAAAGAGAGAAAACAAAUCAUCCUUCGCGCGGACGGAAGCAAGUUCGCGGAUUCGCAUCGAGGCGGCGCUCGGGAGCGCGCGGCGCAAGAAACGCGCAUCGCACAAGCGCAAAAACUGGAUUUUUUUAGGUGCUAUAUUUUUUUUACAAUUAAAUUUAAGAGCGAAACAAACGCAGAAUUUAGAGCAUCCGCAGGCGGCGGAUCGCCCCCCGAUUUCAGCAGAGAGAUACGGAGCAAACACCAAGUGAGGUUAGGUGCGGAUGACGCGCGCGCACACGUGCUCUUGGCGCUGUGGUCGACGCAAAAAGUGAAUUUUUCGAGAGAGAUCGCAACGCGGAGAAACACAAAAAAGAGAAAAAACCACACCGAGAGAAAUUUGUCAACCCCCUUUUUUCGAGGAACGUAUUACACAAAGUGCAUGUGUAUGAACGAAGUUCAGCGGUAAAGCAUCGGUUAAAAGUGAGGUUAAGAUUCCGGAGCGGAACGCACGCAGUUUAACACCUACACAAACACAGACGUGAGAUUGAGAGCCAUUCUAUAGUAGUAGUAGUAUGUAGUCGUCUAGUUAGGGAGUGAAUGUGAAUGCAGUAAGUGAAGCGCAAUUAUCGUACAGCAUAUCGGUAAGGUUGAAACUGUUACAAUUUUUUUUUUCUGAUUAGUAUCUGUGUACAUAUAUUAUAUUAUUAUAUUGUUAGAAGUUAGAAAGCAACAGUCAUUGAAGCUGCAAAAAAGCAACUUUGAACACAAACUUUGAAUACAAAUUGAAGAAAUUUACACAAAAAGAGAAGAAGAGAAAAUAUCAUCCGACAUUACUGAAGAUUUCCGAGCGAGUUUUUUGACCAGUGUGCAGUGUGGUAGGGAGUUUGAGUUCCGAAGUAAACAAAAAAAAAAGUCAAAAAAAUCACAAAAAAAGCAACCGGACGGCGAAGCUUUUAGUCUAGUCUGUAAAAAGAGAGGUGUCGAGGGGGUCGCUGUUGCUGCUGCUCGACGUAUGUCGUGGAAAGAGAAAGGAAUUCGCCGCCCGGUUCGGUCCCUUCCGCCCGAACUGGUUGGGUCGACGCACCGGAAGGGCCCAGUAGAGGCCGUCGAAGUAGCCUCGAAGCUAAAAACCAGUUCCUCUAGUGGCGGUAUCACCCUAUCGUAGAUGCUUAUCAAAAUGGCGGAUAUUUGCUUGCUGGACUGAUGGAGAGCAAUCUUGAUGCUUGAGUGAAAUUUGCUUAGCGUGCAGUCGUGAUUUAUGGUAAGUAGGGAUGUCCAUGUUUUUAACCAAUCGAUCUAAAUUGUUUUAGUAAUUUGGGAAAGGAGAAUUGGCUUCUUUAGCGGUGUUCAGAUAAUAACAUAUUCUAAAUCUGCAUGCCAAACUGAGCCGAAAUCCAAAUUUUGAUGUUUUUUUUAUGCCCGGGAACCUAUUUAAAAAUCAGUUUGAAGUUAUUUAAAAAAUCAAUUUGAAGUUUGUAUGAGAGCGAUUCGUUGAAUUACCCCUCGUCAGAUUUUGUACUGGGCGGAGCUGUCAAACAGUUGCCCAGCUGUCAGAAAGUGAUAUAUAAAAAUCCACAGGAGUUCCUUCUGGGAUUGACCCAAAUUAAUCCAGAAAUUUAUUCGUUAUUUACCGCAGAUGUUUGUACGGAAAUCCCAAGAUUUUUUUAUUCUUAAAUUCCACCACAAAUUCCUUCUGGGAAUCCAUAGAAUUACUUCACUCUAGAGGGUCUUUCUGAGAUUCCUCCAAGUACAUUUCUAUGAUUUCGUUGGUUUAUUUUGCAGCUUUUCACGAGAAGCUUUUGUUUGCAUACUUGAAAGAGUUACUGAGCCCUGGGAUUUCUUCAAGACUUUCUUCUGAUUAUCAACCAGAUGACCCUUCUCAAACUAGUUUUAGAGUUUCCCGUGCAGCAGUUUUCCAAUAAUUGGGUUUUUAAAUUUUGAAAAAUGUAUCGAUUAUUUAAUUUUAUAUGAAAGAGCACCUUUUUCUGGGCUACUAUGAUUUUUUUCAGAUUUUUAGAACUUUAUUUUGAUACCAAAAAUCAAUUUCAAAGAGGUUCUUUUAUAAUAUCACCUUUUGACAGCUGGGCUUGACAGCUCCGCUCAGUACAAAAUGCAACGAGAGGUGAUUCGACAAGUCGUCCCCAUAUAUACUUCAAAUCGAUUUUUAAAUAGGUUCCCGGGCACCAAAAUUCAUGAAAAUUUGGAUUUCGGCUCAGUUUUGCGUGCAGACUCAGAAUAUGGGAUCAUCUCAAUAUCGUUAAAGAAGCCAAUUGGCAUUCCUUGAAAAACGUAUUUUGGGUUUUGACCAAGAGAUGCUCUUGAAAUUCCUCCAGAAGUUCCUUCUGAGAUUCUCCCUGAUGAUUUUUUUUUCAGAAAUUUCUCCAGGAGUUUUUCCGGGAGUUUUUAAGUGUUCCUACGGAAAUUCUUAUUUCUGAAAUUCCGUUGGAGAUUCCUCUAGGAGAAGCCUGAGAUUCUUCCAAGAGUUUGUCUGACGCUGUCAAAAGUUCCUUCUGAUAUUGUUCGAAAAAUUCUUUGUGUCAUCCUUCUGGGAUUUGUACAGAAGAUUGCAAAGCAGAAAACCUCUGACACUUUUAGGAUUCGUCCAGGAUUUUUUUCGGGAGUCUCCUCUGGGAUUCUCCCAAGAGUUACUUCUGGGAUUUCAGCAGGAGUUCCUUUUUGAAUUUAUCCACAAAUUGGUUCUUGGAUUGUUCAGAAGUUCCUUCUGGAAAUUGCCACAAAAAUCCUUCUGAAAACCCUCUAGGAUUUCUUAGUAGAAAGUUCCGUUUGGGAAUCUUCCAUGAGUUUUUUUCUUCUAAGAAUCCUGCAGGAAUUCCUUGUGUAUACACCCGAUUCUUUUUUUACACGGGUCUGGUUGUUGCUACCACUCAGUCAACUUUCAACCGAUACUUAUGAAAUUUUGUACACAUGUGGACACGAUUAGUACUAUCAGUGUACAAUAUUUCAUAAGAAUCGGUUCAAAAUUUACUGAGUUAUAGCAAAAUAAUGACCUGUGCAAAAAAUAAUCGGGUGUAUCCUCCAGCAGUCUUUUUUAGGAUUUUUCAGAAGGUUUUUAGGAAUUUUCCAGGAACCGCUGAUGAAAUCGAGCUCCUGAAUUGAUUCCCAGAUAACAUUUUUGGAGUAAUCCCAUAGAAAACUUGUGCAGGAAGUCCCAGUGAAAUUUCUGGAGAAUUUCCCAGAUAAAUCACCAGAAGGAAUCGAUGAAAUUUGCGAAAGACAUUCCUUAAACCACAUUUAAAGAGGAUUAUCGGGUAACUUUGUUUUGGUUUUGCGAUAGUAUCAGGGUAAAAACGGCAGGAUUCCGGAGAAAGUCUUCUGGGAUUCCUCUAUAUGUUUCUUCUGGAUUUCUUCAUGGGAUUCCUGCAAGAGUUUUUCCGUGACUCUAUCGAAAACUCUGAGAGCAUUCCUUUUGACAUUCUAUCCUUCUGGGACUGCGCACCGGAAACUGCAAAGCCAAAAAACAAUCGCAUCUUCUAGGAUUCGUUCCGAUUAUUUUCCAGGAGUUCCUAAAAGAGUUACAUCUAGAAUAUCGGCAGGAGUUUCUUUAGGAUUCCACCAGGCGUUCCAUCUGUACUUCAUCCAUAAUUAAUCCAAGAGUUUAACGGCAAGAGCCAAAAAGAGAUUAACUCUAGGGGCAAACCAAAGUGUCUUGAGGAAUCGUCUUCAGAAAUUCUCCUGGAGUUUUUACUGGCUUUCCUUCAAAAGCUUCUGGAAAUCCUCCAGGUCUUUUUUCUCGGAAUCGUCCAGAACUUCCUUCUGGAAGUAGUCCAGGAGUUCAUUGUGGGUAGUUGCCUUUGGGAAUCUUCCAGAAGUGUUUUUUUAUAAAUCUUUCAGGAGUCAUUUUUGAGAUUUUUCUAGGAGUUCCUUCUUGAAUUCCUUAUGGAAAUCUUCCAGGAUUUUUUUCUAGACAUCAUUUAGGAGUUUUUUCUAGGAUUAUUUCAAAUGAUUCUUUUGGGAAUCCUCCAGGCGUUCAUUUUGGUAAUCCUUCAGUGGCUGUUGCAAAAAUCUGUAGAUGAAUUGGAUUGAUUCCCAAGAGAUGAACCAGCCUAGGGCUGAAAAUCUCUAUAAUAAAGAAAUAAUAAUAAUAAUAAUUGAUUCCCAAAAGAAACUCUCGGAGUAACCUUAUGAUAUACUUUUAUAGGAAUCCGUGAAGGAACUUCUGAAGCAAUUCCUGGAGAAAUUUCCAAAAGGAAUUAAUCCAGAAUUAUGAAGCAAUAAACUGAAGGCUUCCGUGGAAAAAUCCCGAAAAAAAAAACGGGUAUCACACAUGGAAUACCGUGCGGCUUGAGGAACCUCAGCAGAAUUUCUUGAAGGAAUCUUGAAAGAUAGAGUUCUUAGAAGAAUUCUUAUAUUACUCUAAGUAUUAAAUGAAAAAUUUUGUACACAAAAACUUGAAUGCGAACUUUUCCAGGGGUUCGAUGAGAAAUUUCAUGAAGUUGUUCUCCAGAUAUACCAUUGAGAUGUAGCAUUCACGUAUGUAAAUAAUCAGAUUUGUUUUGCGGGUUUCUUUUAGGAAUCUUCCCAAAGUCGAGUCAAGUACAAGACACUGAAGGCGACCUUACAGUUGAGGUCGAAAUACGUAUCUGUCAAAAGAUGCAAAUUCUUAGUGGAAUUCAAAGGAACAGUACUUAACGCGAUUUUCUUUUUAUUUAUCUUCCCAAAGAUUACUCCACUAUUUUGAACGAUAGUCCCCGCCGGAAUUCCUGAGCAGGAACGAAUAACUGACACAUAACUGCAGCAUACCAAAGUCAGGUAUCAUACCAAGACAAGGUAUGGGUCGGUUACCCAGGUAUUGAAAAUAACUUACUUUGGUAUUUUGUAGGUAUUGAUAUAAUACCUCAACGAGUUAUUGGUUUGGUGUUGAGGACUGCUUGACGUAUUACUCAAUUAUGGAAAAAUCGCUAUUUGUAUAGAAAAAUCGCCGAUUAUUAUUUAGGUAUUGCAAUACGUGAUGUCAUUAUUCACUAGUUAUGCAAAGAAUACACUCCAGUUAUUAUUUGAGGUAUUUUACCUCUUAUGCAGGGCUAAUUAAUAACUCAUUCAGGUUGUAGGUAUUGGGUUUUCCAUACCUGAGAUUGUUAUUCCUCAGCUAUUUUCUCCUGCUCGGAUUCCCCAGUGCUUUCUCCUGUAAUCGCUUCAAUUUGGAAAUACAGUGAUGACCCGAUUUGGUCUACUCUCGAUUUUGUCAGCUUUUUGAACAAGAGAAAUAAAAGUGUUUUUCACUCAGCAUUGCCAUUUUAUAAUCAAUAUCAAUAAAAUUGAUGAAUUUUGAAGUCGUAUAUUAAUUAAAGUAAGGUAGUAAGCUAGGGCAAGACAAAUCUAACGAGAGAAUUUUUUUUAUCUGUAUUAACGAGAUUUUUAGCCCUAGGCUAGUUCAUCUCGGGACCCACACUUUACUUCCCUUCCGAAGGAAGAACUCACAUUUUGCGAGCUUGUCGGGAGUGGGAUUCGAUCCCAGGUCCUCGGCGUGAUAGUCAAGUGCUCUAACCAUCACACCAGAUCCGCUCCACGAGAGAAAAUUGGUGUUCGAAGUGUUGUUCAGAAUUCCUCACAGUUACUCAGAUUUUCUCCUAUUCAUACCAAAGUGUGAUCUAGCACCAAUGUCAAACUGCCAAGUGUUGCGUGUGAUGAAUGAAAAUUACAGUUUUGGGGAUGUCUUUCAACAAAUUUUGUCGAUCAUCGAUAAAAAGAGUAACACCGAAAUUCUCAGAGGUGCUCUCGUCUGUACAGUGUCUUGCCCCUAAGUAAGUCAGACAAUCUGAAACAUGUGACGCUGUGGGGUAGAAAUGACUUCUUUAACUAAACCUCGUCCCAAUAUGCAAAAUUUACUCCUUUUUUUCAGAGAUGCCUCCAGGGAUGUCUCUUAAAACAAUUGAGGACCGGUCAUAACCCACCAGGAUUUUUAGGGGGAGAGAGAGGGGGGCUGGCCAAUGUCUUCGUCCCAUACAAAUUUUUAAAUGUUUGUAUUAACGAAAGUCUUCGAGGAUGGAGGGGGUCGGAAAUGAUCAAAAUUUGAUCUACGUGGUUUAUGAAUGACCUAUUGCAGCGGUUGUUACAUUAAUUAAUGCAUGAAUUUCACGACUGGGAUUGCUUGAGGAGUUUUCCGGGUUUCUCGCAGUUUUUUUCCAGGGAUUUCACCAUAAAUUUUUCUUGGAAUUCCUUCCAGAAUUCGUAUUGAAAACCCUUCAGGAAUUCGUGGUGAAACUUCUCCAGAAAUUCUUGCUACGAUUCCUCCAGAAAUUUCUGCUGGUGCUCCUCCAGGAGUUUUUCCGUAAUUCUUUAUAACAUUAUUCUUCCUGUGGUAUCUCCAAAAACAUUUUUUGAGAGUUCUAUAGACACUUCCGCUAGGUUUUCCCCAGAAAUUCUUGCUGAUAUUAUUGCAGAACUUUUCCCAGGAAUAUCUACAGAAGUGCCUGUAUGUUGGAUGUAUGCUGGAUGUAUCCAAAAAUAUUUUUCUAGAAUUUCUUACUAGGAUUUCUCCUGGCAUUCGUGCUAGAAUUUCUCAAGUCAUUUCUGCUGGGGUUCCUCCAGGAAUUGCUCCAGAUAUUGUUACAAAAAUAAAAGAAAUUAAUUAUUACAACGUAUUAACACUUCACGAUACACAUAGAACCUUACAAAUGCACAAAUUAGGAACAUCACAAAUUGACGCAGCACAACACAUAACAUAAAUGUGCCCUGUCAUCCAGAUGGAUAACUCCUUCCGAUCACAGGAUGACGAGGUUUCAUGCAUUGGUUUGGGUCCAUCAGUCAUCCUGGAAUUGUAUUUUAUUUGGCAGUAUGCCUUUUAGUUCACAGCAUUUGUUGCUGUGUUCAUAGCUUGGUUUUGUUUAGGAAAACUUAUGCUAAUCGGGCAUCCCGUUUCGGGUUUCGAUACUUGAGCUCAAUAACUUGAAGUCCGUGGCAGGGAAAGGUUUUUGUCUCUAGUACUUGACCUCUGCCCGAAAUGGCCUGAAAGUUGGCAAUCAAUAUUGGAUUGCAUUUCAUGGGCCUCUAUUUUUCCUGAACCCUAUAAAUGUGUAUUAAAACUCGGGGAAUAUUUACAAGUUAAAAUAAAACAUAUAACACAAAUAGCGCACGAAUAUAGAAUUUAUAACAGAUUUAACAAUUAUUCUGUCUUAUAAUUGUAACAAAUAUUUCUGGCGUUCGAUUUGAAUAGGUCGUAUGUUUGCUGUGAUUCCUAUGUAGAUUCGACCUAUUCAAAUCGAACGCCUGAUUUAUACCCGUAACAAUAUUCCACCAGAACUUUUUUCAGAAACUCCUCCGUGAAUUUCUCUAAGCAUUUCAUGGAAUCCUAACAAAUAUCCGAAGUUUGCAAUUGAGAUUCCUUCAGAAAUUUCACAAGGAAUUCAUCCGAUAACUCCUUUAGAGGCUUGUACGAAAAUUACUUCGGGAUUCCUCCGGAAUCCCUACAGGGUCGAAAAUGUAAUUUUCGAGAAAUUUCCCUACAAAAUUCUUUCAGGGAUUCCUCCACAAACUUUACCUGUAACCAGAUGGAGAUUUCAUAGUGAAUUCUGCAAGUCUAGAACCUAGAAGCUGUUUAGCGACAAGCUUGCAACGAACAUAGUGCCACCAUCUUUCAAGUAUGGACAGGUACCUUCUUGACGGUGGUAUUUGUUUCCAAGACUCAAACCAUUAUUUCCGAGAUUCUUAAGGAUUCCUGAAUUCCUUUCCAGAAGUUUUGCCUGAAGUUUUCGCUGUAUUACUCCUAGAAUCUUUCGUGGAUUUUUUUCCGGAAUUCCUUCUGCGUUUUGCCCACAGACAUUUUCGUUUCUCUCAGGAUAUUCCUCAGAUGUUGUCGCGGAGUUUCUCCUAGUUUUAGAAGUUUAAAAAAAUCUGUAGGGACUGCUCCUGAGAUUUCUUCUGAAGCUUCCCCUGCAAUUUCUUCCAGGAAUGUCCGUGAGCUGUCUUCUAGGAUUGCUCCUUGAAUUUUCAUAGGCGUUUCGGACGGAUAUUUCCGUUGAAGGUUCUCGCGGGAUUGCUUUUGAAGUUUUACCUCAGAUUUCUCUCGAAGUCACUGCCUGGACUUCCUUUCGGAGAAAAAUUCUUCCGGUAGGAAAUUUCUGCAUAAACUUUUGCUGAUAUUGCUCAUGGAGUGCUUCCUUGUAGCUGUUUAACGGAUUUUUUUGCAAUGACACUCCCGAGAGUUUUUUUUUUAAAUUUUCCUUUGGAAUAUUCCCAGAACAGAACUCUUCCCGGAAUUUCCAUAGGAAAUUGUCCCAAGAUUGUGAGUGCUCGUUUUGGAAAUUCUAUAAUAGUUGGAAGUUCUAUAAUCAUCGGAAAAAAUCAAGACGAAAUCUCGUGAGAACAUCCGCAAAGGACUGUUGGAGAAAUUUCGCAGUGGAACUUCGGAAAAUAAUUCGAGAAAUUGGAGCAUGGAAAAAAAGAUCUGGGAGUACUUCAGAAUGGAAUGAUGAACUUUGAAAACUUGUAAGAGAAAUGCUGCAGAAACUCUGCAAGCAUAUCCAGCCAUUCGGUCAACUCGUGAUUAAUUCUACUAGAGCAAAGCGUCAUGUUCUUCCUUUCUGGCAGAUAGCAUGAAGGUCUUGGAAUAGAAAUUCAUCAUUGGUUGCCAAGAUCUGACCUACUUAAGUACUCCAUCACCAACUGGAACGUCUCAAGUUAAUCUCUGAGCUGCCUCAGAUGAUAUGGUGAGCAUGAGCAUCACUGCCAACAAUUAAGGGCAGAGGCCUAUUGAAGUACAGUAUGCGAUGACAUGUUUGAAAGCACCCAUAAGGGACGGUUCAUCAUGCGGUAAAUAAACUGACAAUAGACGUAUUUUCUGUUGAGGUUUCCAACAGAUACAUCAAUUGUGAUAGCACAUACAUCUCUGGUGAUUGCGUUGUUGACAAGCACACAUGUUCGAGGCAUGACACGUGAGUUUGCCAUUUCAUUUUUACUGAAAGUAGCAAAUACCGGGCUCACAAGGUUUCCUAGAUAGAAAUUCCCCUAACUAAAGUAAGGUUCUUGGGCUAAGGCACUUGCGCUUUACCAUUUUGCAUAAGUCUGCAAACAUUGUGAUUUUUUUAAUCGAUUUUCUGAUCAAUAAUUUUAUUGGACAUCCCUACUUUUGGUAAGCUAAACAAACGACACGCUGAAAACAAACUACUCAGGAAGUCAACAAUUCCAAUUUAUUUGUUCAGAAAAAAAAAUACCUAAACCUGCAUAGAGUACCUAAAAUUACUAAUUUGAAACAAAAUGCUAUAACAUCAUUUUAUAAUGUCACUUUGGAAAGUUCUCACUCUCUACCUCUCAGUGCAGACACUGAGUGAAAAAAAAUGAUCGAUUUCCUUAACAUGAAAAAGUAAAACAACUAAUAAUAAUGCAAACAAAGCCAGCGACUACACAUCUGCGAAGGCCGAGUCAAAUCCCUAAAUGUCGCAAUGGCUACUCGGUUAAUGAAACUAGAGAAAAAAAGAAUUAAAAUUAAACAUUCUUAAAUGGGGAAAGCAUUCUAUUACGCUUUUUUGUUACAGUUUAUGUUUUCGCCACCGCCUACUAUUUCGGUUGCUAUCGACCUCCACACUUCAACCACUACUAAGGGUCUGUGUCAAUUGGCGAAUUAAAAUUAUUUUUUACUUAAAUUUGACAGUUCAACACUUAAACUUGACAGUUUUCCUAAGGAAAUAAUUAUCGAACUGUCAAGUUUAAGUGAAAAUUAAUUUUAAUUCGCCAAUUGGCACAGACUCUAACUAGUGAGUUCCAUCUUGUGGCAUUGAUUGGUAGUGGCGGUAGCGGCGGUGGCGCCAUUAUUGUCAUCAUAUGCAAGGGACACUGAACCAAACGUGCACAUUGAAUUCCCCGCAAUGUGUCAGCGGGAUUGGGCAACUAGAUACACAACGCACCCACACAUACACGCGCAUUACUAGCGAGACCCAUUCACAGGUGAAUGAGAAACAGUUAACACGUGCAAGACGAAGAAAAAUAAGACAGCGAAGCACAAACGCAAAAACGCAAAUCAAAGUUGAAUCAAAACUGAUAAAAAAAUGCAAUAAAGACUGGUACGGUUCCUGGACAAGAAUCUUAAUAUACUUCAAUCUAGCGUUUAUACAUUUAUAUAUUAUAGGUUGUAGAGCUUAUUAGGGUAUAGGAAACUUACAUUGUAGCAAACAAACAAAAGAAAACAAACACACACAAACAAACCUAGGAGCUUUACACAUGCGCGGAGAAAAGUAAUACACUUAAAGUAAAAUACACACGAAAGUCUGGGAGAAACUACCCAGCGCGAUCCUUGCCGAUUCCCUCGGAAUCGGAACUUUAAACAGAGUGUUCAUUUGAAAGAGAGUGCACCGCCCCCCACAAUAGUAGUUUACGCAACAAGGUGCAGAAUGAUGAUUUUUACAGCACGAGCCGUACGUUUAUCCAACGAGGCUUGCCGAGUUGGAUAAUUACGAUGAGUGCUGUAAAAAUCGAGUUCUGCACCGAGUUGCGUACAACGUUUUUUGCAACUUCAUAAAUUACCACUUGAGGAUAGUUUUGAACAAAAUUUUUCAUCAGACUGCACACUGAUGUUCAUAGUCAUGAUUAAGGAAGUCUUUUCAUAGCAGGUUAUACAGUGCAGUUGUCACAAUUUUUCAAACCUGCGUCCAGAAAGCAUCAAUAAGUUGAUCAAAACUGAAAACAGUGCUGUAAUGGUUCAUUACGCAACGCAAAUCAAUGCUGUAAUGAACCAUUACAGCACUGUUAAUUUGGUGUGGGAAAGUAGGCCUUUUCCUGUCAGAUUUGCGUGGGGUAAAAUGGCCUAUUACGAUGAGAAGUUGCAAAAAACCCUUAUACAUCCCCCUCUUGUGAGAGGAUGGCCCACACCUAGCAGUAGGGCUGUCCACACCUACCUACACUACUAAGUAGAAUGGAGAGAAGAAAGACCAGAUUUACACAAAGAUAAUAAAACAACCCGGUGAAGAUCGACUGACAGGUGGAAAAUAACCCAUUUCCUCGGUAAUUCUGCUCGAGCGUGUAACGCGCUCUGUUGAAACAGCUGUCAGUCGCAUAUCUUCAUCG
This is a messenger RNA of Aedes albopictus (Asian tiger mosquito), 13473 nucleotides long. RefSeq names its product G1/S-specific cyclin-D2. Gene Ontology annotation, molecular function: cyclin-dependent protein serine/threonine kinase regulator activity. The record is from RefSeq and is a predicted model, not a curated record. Gene Ontology annotation, cellular component: cyclin-dependent protein kinase holoenzyme complex; nucleus; cytoplasm. The coding region runs from base 1395 to 2396 and encodes 333 amino acids. The transcript is spliced from 5 exons. NCBI's taxonomy places the organism in Eukaryota, Metazoa, Arthropoda, Insecta, Diptera, Culicidae. Gene Ontology annotation, biological process: regulation of cyclin-dependent protein serine/threonine kinase activity; mitotic cell cycle phase transition.